UAUUAUCUAUUCCUUCCCCGUCUUCCUCUCGCUUUCUCUCUCUCUCUCUAAGAACACCAAACAAAGCGAACGAGAUCGAAAGGAACGAACGCGAGCGCGCUCGUGGCGAUCGCCGCCCCCGAUCUCGUUUGGCGGAGUCGCGAUCUCGAUCUCGGGGAUCGUCUUCGAGUCCGUGUGUUGUUCCGGCGCCGAUCGCCGCGGUAGUCGGAAGCCGCCCUCCGCCGGUGAGGGAUUCUAGGGUUUGGGACGCUGGAGGAAGGGGAUUCGGGAGAUUUCGUUUUCUGGAUUUUUCUAGCUAGGUGAGGGAGAGGUGCGGAAGGGUGGGGGGUUUCGUAAUUGGAUGCUGUCGGCGGCGAGGAGGGUGGAUGCCAGAAGGGGGCUAGGAGGCAUGGAGGAGGAAAACGAGCUCGAGGAAGGCGAGGCGUACUCCGGUCAGGAGGACGGCCGAUUCAUCGACCCUGAUGCUCUCUCCUACAUCGACGAGAAAAUACAGGAUGUCUUGGGACAUUUUCAGAAAGAUUUUGAAGCUGGGGUCUCUGCAGAAAAUUUGGGUGCAAAGUUUGGAGGAUAUGGUUCAUUCUUACCUACUUAUCAACGUUCUCCUUCCAUUUUAUGUCAUCCUAAAAGUCCACAUAAAGUGGGAAAUCAAGAUGUCACAAAAUCUCCCUCAGUUGAGGUUACAAACCAGAACACUUCAAUUAUGUUGAAUUCAUCUUUUCCCAAAAGUAAUGCUACAGCAGUACCAUUAGUGGACAAUUCAUGCAAACGGGAUAUCUCUACAAAUAAACCAAACAUUCAGGGCCCUAGUUCUAUGCGGACACCAUUUAGUAAGACAGCUGAUGGCACUGACCACAAAACACUGAAGCUUCGCAUUAAAGUGGGUCCUGACAACAACUUGGCUCGAAAUAAUGCUGCUAUUUACAGUGGUCUAGGCCUAUAUAAUUCUCCAUCAUCAUCUUCUGAGGAAAGCCCUGAUGGAAGUAAUGGAAUUUUUCCUGAACCACAUGAUACAUCUGAUGAAUCUCCUAGGACCAUUCUCCAGCUUAUGACAUCUUUUCCUAUUCCUGGUGUCAAUUUGCUUUCACCACUCCAUGAUUAUUUAUUCCACUCGAUUGAAAAAGAUCUCCCUUUGAACAAACCAUACAAACAAGGGAAAUUGUCCAAGGAAAGGUCUGAAACUACUUCUGGCUUUAUUGACUUUUCUAUACAUUCAAGAGAAUCAAAUGGUCAGCCUGAGAGGCCAACUAAGUUGAGUCUGCAGAAUGGGAGGUCAAAGGGAGCAAAGUACCCGGAAGACAAAAGUGCUGUAAUCUUGAAUAGGGAAGUUGACAUAGAAGCUCGACCAGCGCAAGAGCUUGCCUCUGAUUCUUUUGGUAGGGUUUCUUCCAAUUCAAAAAAUACUAAAAAAGCAGAAGGGCAAAUAAGUGAAGACAUUACACUUACUGAAACUAAAACACUGGAUCACCCAUUGGAUAUCAGAAAGGAUUUAUCAAGGGACAAGCCCAUUACAGGUCCUACAAAAGAUAGACAGUUUGAGUUGGUUGAUAGCACAAUAGAUAACGGGGCUGGCUACUCGGCGAACAGAAUCAAUCAGCCAAAAGGAAAAUUGAGUGAAAAAACAAGCAUGAUAGAGAGGGCAUUAGAGGAUCGAAAUGCAAAUUCCCAAAAGAAUGGGAAAUCUGAUCUCCAGAGAGAAGUGAGGCUCAAGACUGAUAAAGAUUCUGAGAUUCCCAAUGCUGACAUAAGUGGAGAGAAGAGGAGGAAUGAGCAAGUAGCUGAAGCUGCUGAUCAGACUAUGCAAAGUUCUUCUCCAUUCAAAGACAUGGUGCUGCAAAGGAGGGACCAAUUAUCUGACAAGAAAAGUAAAGUAAUCACAAGUCAAUCUGAUUCUGGAGAGGUUGUGAAAGCCAGUGUCUGUGGAAGCUUAGCCACAGAACUAAAUGAAAAGAGGAAAAAUUUGGAGAAGAAGUCCAAGGGUAAAAAAUCACUUAAAUAUCCUAGUGGGUCUUGCACUAACGAAUCCUAUGGAAAUAGCAACUGGGUCGUCAAAGCUGAAGAGACUGGAGUUGGUUCAUUGAAUAAUUUAAAGGUCAAGAAUAAGGCCAUGAAGCACAAGGAUGAAGAGUCCAUUUUGCCUUCUCAGCCAGUUAGGGAAAGGUCUGGUGGUAAAAAGAUGGGGAGCACUCUAGCUUUAGGUACAUCUGUGGGUAAACCGGUACCUGUACCUUUGACUUGCAAUGACCCUGCUGCAGAUGCAACCAUUGCGCCUCAAGCCUCCAUUGUUAUUGAAGAGAAUUGGGUACAAUGUGACAUUUGUCAGAAAUGGCGGCUCUUACCAUAUGGUACCAAUACUGGCCAUUUGCCUCAAAAAUGGAAAUGUAAUUUGCUGGAUUGGUUGCCAAGGAUGAAUAGUUGUCAUUUCAGUGAGGAUGACACAACAAAUGCUCUGCAUGCAUUGUAUAUUGCCCCAAUUUCGGAGAAUGUUGCUAGCUUAGAUGGUUUUGGACAUUCUAUUGCUAGCACAUCUUUGGCUAGUGGAGUUCAUCUUGGUGUGCCUACUAUAAAGAAGAAAAGUUCUCAAAAAGAUGCUUCAGCACUAAAUCAAUCAAUCUCUACAGAGUUUCCAAUUGCUUUAAAAAAGGAGGACCAGAUCUCUGUUAAUGAUACUAAUCAAUAUCUUCCUGCUGAGAUUAACUUGUCAAAUAAAGGCACAGUUGGUACUCUAGGCAAAUCGGCUGAUUUCAGAACAGAAAAGCCUAAACCAAAGCAAAAAGACAAGCAUAAAAAUCAUGGAUUCUAUCCAAGUGGAGGUAACCAAAGUGAAAAAAAUGAGAAACAUUCAAAAUCAAAAGGCAAGAGAAUGAUUGAUCAAGAUGGUCUUAGAGCACCAAAGAAGCACAAGAAAGAAAGCUUGCAGAGCUUAGAAUAUGAUAUAAAAGGCGAUCCAUCACCAUCAUCUAACAAAGUAAGGAAUGAUGUUCAGUUUUUCAAUAAUGGACAGAUCAAGGAUCAUCUCAAUACCUCAGAUGUGGAGAAGUCCCUUUCUACAAAGAAGAAAUUUAUGCGCCAUGAGAGUCAGCACAACCAGAAACGGUUUAUGGCGAGCCAAAAUGAGGAUAACAGGGUUAAUAUCAAAGAAAUUUUUAGUGAAUCGGAGAGUGUUCAGGAUAAAAAGGCUGACUUGUUAACGUCUGAAGGAAAGAUAUCCAAGACUAAUAACCUUAAUAACAGGAUGGAUAAAAAGCAAACAAUAUCUAGAACAGUUUUGGUUGCCAAUGGAGAUUACUUACCCGAUGAAAUGGAUGUGGAAGCAACCAAUUUAGUCGAAAAAGAGUGCCCCUCACGUCGGAGCCAGGAGAAUGCAGCAUUUUCAAGAGAUUUGGACUUUGGUUCCUUGAGGAGGGAUUCUACGAAGACGGGGGGUACUAACUCUGUGCAACCUAGUUUAGCAGCUAAUUCUAGUUCUUCAAAGGUUUCUGGUUCCCAGAAAAGUAGAUGCAAUCUUCCAGAGUCAAAGGGUUCUCCUGUUGAGUCAGUUUCUUCAUCACCUUUGAGGAUACCAACUAUGGAAAAACAAUCGCGCAAAAAGGUUUCUGAUAAAAAAUAUGAUACUAACACUGAUUACUCUGUUUUGAGAAGCCCAAAAAGAUGUUUAGAUGUUGAAGUCGAUGGAAGAAACAGACCUUCAACAAAGCGCAGGAAGGAUAUGGUCUCUUCUUUUCAGAAACAAUCUAUUGAAGGUCAUAAAACAGCAAAUUCUGCUAUUCUGGAUUCUUUGGGAGGGGCUGUCGAUUACUUGGAGAAGGGAAGAACCCGAUCAACUGUUGGCAAAUUUGAAGAAAAACUACUUGUGAAACAGAGUGCCCAUGAUAAACUUUUGCCUAUUGAGAAUGGAGAUAAUCCAUACAAGGACGAUUAUCAGGACAUAAAGAAAGUAAGUAGGCAACACCAAGUAGUUGACCCUACUCACCGUACGUCUAGCAAGAGCUCUUCAGGGUUUAAAGAGAAACAUCGAGAUUCUAAGUCCGAUUCAGAAAAAAGUAGGCUUAAGGCUCCUUGUUCUCAUUCUGAUAACAAAGAUUUGAACUCUGCAAAUAAUGCCAGGAGCUACAGACUUGAGGUUGCUACUGAUUCCUAUAGGAAUGAAAAAGAUGACAUCCAUGGCAAGUAUGCGAAGGAUUGCUUGCUGAAGAAGGGCCACAGUUCAAGAUGGAUGACAAGUAAAGAAGAUAAUAGCUUGGCAUUUGCUUUGCAAGAUAAUAUGGACGUGAAUGGUCCUUCUAUGCUUUCCAGUCAACAAAGAAAUUUAGAUUCAAAAAAUUCAGUUACUGGGACUAGAAGUUUGAAACCAGAAUUUCAAGUGACACAUUUAGAACAUGAGAAAACAAUGAACCAAAAUGGUUCACAUAAGACUCAUAUCCCGGAUCUUCUGUCUGGACAAGCAAAAUCAGAGUUCAAACUAGCUUCUGGAGAUAAACAAGAGACUCAAGCUCCUGAUAUUGUUUCUUCACCACCGAAGCAGCAAAGGUCCGAUGGUGAGAUGGUUGAUGCAGUAACUACUGAUGCCUUGAAAGUAGGAAAACAACAUAAGCAUCCAGAUAGUCAUACUGGAGUACACCAUAGUAAUAUGAGGCAUGCCCUUCCUAGUGGUCCUGACACAUCCAGUCCAACAAAAAAGGAAAACUAUACUCUCCUCGUUAAAGAGGCAAGAGAUCUUAAACACACAGCCAAUCGCCUAAAGAUGGAAGGACAAGUGCUUGAAAGCACUAGCCUAUUCUUUCAGGCUGCCUUGAAAUUUCUCCAUAUUGCCUCUCUUAUAGAACCUGCCACUUUUGAUAGUGCCAAGCUAGCAGAAGCAGCACAAAUGUACUUUGAAACAGCAAAACUUUGCGAAUUUGUAGCCCGUGAAUGUGAGAAAAUCAAGGACAUGGCUUCAGCUGCUCUAGCAUACAAGUGCAUCGAAGUGGCAUUUCUCAAGGCUGCAUACUGUAAAAAUCCGAAUGCAAGCAGAGAUCGACAUGAUUUGCAAGCUGCUUUUCAGUUUCUUCCUCCAGGUGAAUCACCAUCUUCUUCUGCGUCUGAUGUUGAUAAUUUAAACAAUCAGGCGUUAUUGGGAAAGAAUGCUUCAGUGAAGGGUGUAAGUUCUCCGCAGGUCGCUGGCAACCAUAUUUUAGCUGCACGGCAUCACCUUCAAGUUAUGCGGUUGCUUCAUUAUACAAACGACCUAAACUGUGCAUUCGAGGCAACACGGAAAUCACAAAUUUCGAUUGCAGCUGCUAGUGCCAAUCUUGACAAGGACAGGCCAGAUACCCUGUCUUCAGUGAGAAAGGCUCUCGAUUUCAACUUUCAUGAUGUGGAAGGGUUGCUUCGUCUUGUAAGACUUUCACUGGAGUCUAUUGGACAUUAAAUAAAGCAUGCAAUAGGAGAGCUCUUCUGUGAAUAGACCUGUAGAAAACUUUCUACUACUGCAGUCUCUUCUUUGGUGGAUAUCCUAGGGUGAAAAACAAUUUUCUGCUGCAAGUCAAAUAAUGUUUGUCUUCUUGAAGGGAGUGGACACUGGACACUGGACACUGGACACUUUCGGGUUCAUUCAGCCAGAAAUGUGUAAAGAGAAACUGGCUUGCAAAUUUUUGUAUGGUGGAUCUUGCAGGCUUUGUUGUCUUACAUACUGACAAAGGGAUUAGACAGCCACCAAAAUGCAUGAGAAAUGUGUGUGGGUUGUAUUGUCGCCAGUCUGCCGCUAAACAAACUGGAAUUUGCAUGAGCUGAUGGUGCUGUGCGCCCAGAUAUUGAUAUUUACGCACUAAGGCAAGGUCCAAUGCUCACAUAUGUCGUUGUUAGGAUCUCCUUAAGAGACAUCUGGGAGCAUAUCUGAAACUGGUACACAUGCAUGAAAUGCUCUAUAAAAGCUCACAGUCACCAAGUGCUGGCGGCCAGCAACCUCUUUCAAAUGCUUGAAGUUCCAUAGCAUCUGAUACAACCAACACGGUUUUCUAGUUUAUCAUCAAUGAGGUAGACUACAUUCCUUGUCUAAAGGAACUAAUCAAGUUUGUGUUCUUCUAACAGAAUCUUCUGCUUACCAUUCUGUAAGAGGGUGUAUCUAUCCAUAUCAGUGUAAAAUAUACUAAGAAUAGCAACAGCUGGGGGUGGUUGUGGUAGGUUCAUGUGCAUGUCAGUCUUCCGGCCAAGCUGUGAAAUUGAUGACUGCUUGGGGUUUAAAGCUCGGAGCCUCUGCCCCAUGCCUUGCCUGCUUAACGUCGCUGAGUAAUUCUUUCAUUUUUUUUAAAUAAAUAUUGUAAAGCCUAUUUGUCGACAUGAAUAUUCAUAUCACUACCGUUUGUUAUUGAUUUUAUUUUUUUUACUGAAUAAACUUUGUUUUGAAAACCUUCAGGAUGAUUUUUUUUUUCGUCUGUGAAUAAAAUAGAGCAAAUUGAUGAAAAAU
Molecule: messenger RNA, 6442 nt
Organism: Zingiber officinale
Lineage: Eukaryota; Viridiplantae; Streptophyta; Magnoliopsida; Zingiberales; Zingiberaceae
Product: cysteine-tryptophan domain-containing zinc finger protein 7-like
Exons: 14
Coding region: 341-5407 (1688 amino acids)
Molecular function (GO): zinc ion binding
Source: RefSeq, a predicted model, not a curated record